Messenger RNA from Patiria miniata (bat star), 2743 nucleotides. RefSeq names its product selenoprotein Pb-like. Gene Ontology annotation, molecular function: selenium binding. Gene Ontology annotation, cellular component: extracellular region. Gene Ontology annotation, biological process: selenium compound metabolic process. The record is from RefSeq and is a predicted model, not a curated record. The transcript has 6 exons. NCBI's taxonomy places the organism in Eukaryota, Metazoa, Echinodermata, Asteroidea, Valvatida, Asterinidae.
AACCCAUUGUGUGCAAAUUUUGGUCGGGAGGAACUGCUGUUGUAAAUACCCGCGAUAACGGUGUUUACACUGAUUGUAAACGGCCGAUUUUGUAGACAACGGAUUGGAAGAACGAGUUUAUUUCUCAGAGUUCGAGUUGUUCGUUCGUCCAGACAGCUUUAAAGAAUUUUUUUCUGCGGAACGUGUUUUCUGAAUAAAAUUUGGCCCGUCUGAGGCCGACCAGACAGAAACCCUCACAAUCAUGGGCCCGACACCGAGGGGGCCGCUCCUGCUAGCGGUCCUCUUCUGUGUGGCUCGCCUGGCCUGCGGCAACGCGAGCCAGGCCCAGGCGGACCCCUUCGACUCGCCUUUGCGGUGCGUCGAGCCGCCCCAUUGGAGCUCCGGUGGGGUCAGUCCGAUGACGGAAGGACGGGGAAAUGUGACAGUGGUGGCGCUGUUGCAGGCUAGCUGAUCCUUUUGCCUUUCGCAGGCCUCUCGGCUGGAGAUACUGAGACAAGACCUAGCCGCAGACGGCCUAGCGGACAUCGAUUUCCUGGUCGUCAACUCUGGCGGGUGGCGGUCCCGCCUGCUGUCUUACCAGCUCAGUAACCGGGUGUCCUUCCCCGUCUACGAGGAAGGGUACUUCACCAGCAUUUGGGAGACACUGCAUGGAGGCAAGGAUGACAUACUGGUGUAUGACAGGUGUGGUUUUCUGACGUAUCAACUGCGCAUGCCGUACAGCUUCUUGACCUAUUCCUUCGUGGAGGGUGCGAUCCGGGUCACGUACCAUGGUGAUGACCCCUGCAAUUGCAGUAUUGGGGAGAGCCAGAUGACCACAAAAGUGCCCCCUGUGGAAGACGGGAUGGAGGAUAACCAGGCGCUGAAGAGAAAUGAAACUUUGCAGAGUGACGAUUUUGAAACAAAUAUCACAACGAAUUCGUCACGCGAAGUUGAGCCGGCUGGCAACAUCACAGUUGCAUCUUCUUCAAGGACAACUAAUAACCCAAGCAACAUGACGGAGGCUGAGCCGGAAUCUGAGCCUGAAUCUGAGCCUGAAUCUGAGCCGGAACCUGAGCCGGAAACUGAGCCGGAGGUUCGGCUGAAGGAACUCAAGAAGCUUCACAGGCAUCACGACAAACAGUACGAUCCGAAGAAAUGACAGCACCACGACGUGGCCACGUGCCGCCAACUCAACGUCAUGGGCAUCAAGGACAGCUGAUGCUGAUGCUGAUCCAGGGCCCGCCUGGCAGAGAACACCACCAAGAACCUGCCGGCCGAGCAGCAGGUCUGCGGUAGCUGAUGCUGACCGGAGUUCAGCCCCGCAGGCCCCGCGGAGACCACGGAGGCGGCCCGCUGCGCUAGCUGAUCCAGGGACGGUGCCGAUGAGACCGGCGCUCUCUGACGGAGCUGAGACGCGCCGGCCGGCACUGGCAGCCCCCGGGCCAGCGUCUGACGGAGCUGAGCCGCGGACCCGGCCAUGGCCGAGGUCUGCGGCAAUGCCAACGAAGAAUAAGUGCUUAGAGGUUGUUAAGAGUUAAGAUAGUCAGGCAGUACAGUUGUUCUUUCUCAAGAAAGAACGGCCCCACGUGUACCUAAAAUAUUUUUAAUUAAGAAAGAUGGAAAAAAGGGAAAACUCCACAGCAAUUUUUCGUCACAUGACUAACAUAAUUUGGCGACGCAGUUAUUUUCUGUGUUCAAUAGCUGGCUUUCGUUUAUCAGCAGAAGCGAUCAUUUUGAGGAAAAGGGGAGGGGUAACGUUUAACUCAUUUCAAUAAUUUUAGUUGACCGGUGACUUCGUGGGUUUUAUUUCAAGAGGGCGCUUCCACACCUAUUAAUGAAGGCAAUCAGAUAAAUCCUCUGGACUCUGUUGCUGGAUGAAAAAAAACUGCCAAAUGGCAGAAGGUCUGGAGUCGCCAUCUUGAAACCAGUCUGUCUGACUGUCUUGAACUGAGAGAAAUAAGAAAUAGUAAACAGUAUUCAGUGAUUCUCUGUUGUUUGUGUUAUGUACCCGUUGUUGUUGUUCUUGUUGUUGAUGUGGUUGUUGUGGUUGUUGUUGUUGUUGUUAUUGUUGUUGUUGUUGUUGUCCGAAUGUCCUGUUUAAGUUUGUCGAUGUUAUUGUUCACAUAAAAGUGCUUUUCUAGAUUGUUUUUAAUUUGCUCAUCCUGAUAACGCACUGCAUUUGCAGUUGUGAGUGAGGCCCUUUUCAAUCAAAAUAUUUUGAUCAAUGAAAUUCCUUUCUUUAAAACAAAGGUGAAAACUCGAAAUGCUCAAUAAUGUAACUGCUCCAUAUUCUGAUCAAAAGCGCAUCAGCUUUGGACGACAUUGUUGGGAAAAUGACCUAAGUUUUACUGAAAAAAAACCGAAUACCAGAAAAACGCAAUUUUAGCCAACUUUUAAUUGCCUCAAUACUUUUUUUAAAGUGAUGUGGCAUGCUCCGUAAUUAGCUUUGACGUUUUGUUUAUUUACAGAUCGUAUCGAUUCCAGUAUUUAUGUGGUUUAUUGAAAAUGGAAACGUUAUUAGAAGAGCAAUGUUACAUUGGAUUCUGUCCAGUCACCUUCCAUCGUCUCCAUGAUCAGUUUUUGUUAAACCUCCAAAUCUGGAGGAACAAAAACCGUGAUAUACCGACGAGACCCAAGUGGAUUGACAGAAAACAAACAACUUGCUCUUCUGCUUGACGUUUCCAUUAUCAAGUGAAACAUAUCGAAGACUGACGGUCCGAAAAAAUGAACUUGAAUUUUAAUAAAACUACAUGCCUUUGCUUGA